UGUUGUAUUUGCUUUAUUUGCCUGUCAUGGGGCUACUGGACAACUUGAGCCAUUUUACCCCAGUUCUUUUUAACUGAUCUUUUGAAUCUGGUUUCAGGGCAUGGUGUCUCAUGCUGGAAAAUCAACAAAUCCGUUUGACAUGGCAUUUGAGUCUGAUGUUGAAGCCAACGACAUGUUUAUGGAUUUGACCUCACUACAAGCAACAUUGCCGGAUACUCAUCUUCCCGCAGAAUACUCCGUCAACUUAGCAGAGCCAUGGAUGUCUCAGAAUUCUACCGUGCCAUAUAUUCCUUCUGCAUCUCAGGGAGGGUUGUCGUACAUCCCGGGGCAAGUACAAGACUCCCAUAUGCUGAACUCAGCACAGCAAGGACAGUUUCCACCAAGAAAUCCAUUUGAUGAAUGAGAGUUGCUGGUGAAGAACGACGCUGAUGAUGAACAGAUGAGGAGAGCCGAUUUGCACUGCUCGGAACCCAAAAGGACCAUCGGGUGUACUAUAUGCUUGAAACCAGAAACAGCACAGUAGAUAUCUUUCGAUUUCACUGUCUCACUCUCAGCUUUCCUGUAUAUUGCUAGAAAGGAAUGUGCAGAAUUCUAUAUGGCCGGUGCGCUGGAGUCUUUUCACCUGAAGCAAAGCUGCUGUGUCCUUCAGCUCUGUUGUAUAUUGGUGUGUGGCGGUUUUGUGAAAACCAUGAGUCUGCUUUUAUUUUCCACAGUCUGUCAUUUGCCCGUGGUUUGGGUCUGUGUUCUAUUUGAAUCAAAAUAGGAUAUUAUUGACUCAUUUUCAGAAGCAGGGGAUCAUCCGCAUUCUCCGGUCCUUCGUGAUCUUUAUCUUUAAGCAAAAGUACGGUGGCUCGUCAA
This is a messenger RNA of Triticum urartu, 858 nucleotides long. The record is from RefSeq and is a predicted model, not a curated record. Lineage: Eukaryota; Viridiplantae; Streptophyta; Magnoliopsida; Poales; Poaceae.